CAUUUCCCUUCUCCAUAGAUCCAAGUCCAAAAAACCAUUCGGUUUGUGAAGCCAUCAAUUAGCGACGGUAAACUACCGCUGGCCACCGCGUCUUCAGCUAGGCGGCGAACAAAGGAAACCCGGACCACGACUACCCUCCUCCCAUCGGGUCUUAACCAUGACUGAAGUGCACGCUGCUUUGCCCCCUCAGCCAUACCCGGGACCGGUUCUUCCAACUUCGGACCAUGUCCGUCUCCUGGUUCUCUUGCCGGGAGAUGGCGAACACAUCACCGGCGAGCUCAUGAUUGCGGAGCUUCAAGCUAUGCCUUGCUAUGAAGCUUUGUCGUAUACGUGGGGAGACUCCCGGGAUCGCCGGAUGAUUUCGAUUAAGGCCACGACAUCUGGAGGCGUUGUGGAAUUUCCAGUCACCUUGAAUUGCUUCUCCGCCCUCCGACGGCUCCGGCUCAAGGACAAGCCGCGAACCCUCUGGAUAGACGCGCUAUGCAUCGACCAGUCAAAUCGGUGCGAGCGAAACCACCAAGUGACUCUCAUGUCAAAGAUCUUCUCCAAAGCCGCCGAGGUUGUCAUCUACCUGGGCGAAGCUGCAGAAGACAGCGACUUAGCCAUGGACUUCAUCGCCGAAUGCGACAGCCCUAGCCCCGAGACCACAUCUCUGAGCUACCCCAAAUCGCCGUCUCUCGUCAAAGCCCUCGACGACUUCUUCCACAGACUAUGGUUUACCCGAGUCUGGGUAAUCCAGGAAGUUGUCUUGUCGAGCAGCGGCGUCGCAUACUGUGGUGAGAGAUCACUGCCCUGGUCGUCGAUCCGGAACUUCAACGACUGGAACCACAACAACAAGUGGCUCACCUCCAAGCUGCCGUUCGUUGUGUCGACGUCCAAGCGCUCUCUCACGAACGGCGACCUCGAGUCUGCAAUGCUCAAGGCCCUCUUGCAGGCACGGCACUGCGGCGCAACGGACCCGCGGGACAAGGUGUAUGCCAUGUUGCCGCUGAUGCACUCGUUCGACAGGCAGCUGGGCAUCACCCCCAGAUACGGUGACUCGGUUGCCAAAGUCUUUGUGGACUGCGCCAUCGCUCUAAUACCGGACCGUGGCUUCGAGAUACUGUACGCGGCCCAGGGCGGAUCGAAAAUAGAGGGACUGCCAUCAUGGGUGCCAGAUUGGAGCGUCGCACCGAGAAGGAAAACACUGGGGACAUCUCAGAUAACCUCUGUAUGGAAUGCUAAGAAGGAUUGGAAUAUCUCGAGGACACCACAGGUUUUCAUAUCUGCCGGGAGAACCUCGUCCAGCAACACAACGGACGCAGAACCUGGACCUUUGUUGCGAAUUUUUGGAUACUCCUGUGGCAAGAUAACGAGGCUGGGAGCUCCAUACAUCGCCAGCCAAGGCCGAUUCCCCUUGCAUGAAUGGAAGAGCCUGAUACCCGACAAGUCCGAGAGCAAGCUCGACGGAAUUGAGAACUCGCUGAUUAAGCAGCGCAACGGCCUCUCCUAUAAAAGCUUUUACGAGGUAAUCGCAGCAAGAGGGUUUGCGUAUCCAUCGGCAAUACAGAAAUUCGUCGGAGCGGAAAGCAACGCAGACACCGACACGGAAUCAGGGGCGGGGCCUUCGGAGAGUGAGGCAUCUGGAGGACGUGGCUUUACCCUCGGCCAGAAGCGGAAACGGAUGGACAACUGGGAUGACAAGAAGCCAAAAACAAGCUGGGGAAGCACUGUUCGGGAAAUGGCUCGCGAAAGGGGGUGUGAAGUUCCCUUCGCCGACAUCCCGUUCCACCUGGCUGGGAAGUACUUGGUUGCGAGCUACGGGGCGUACGUGCGGUUUGUCCUGCAAAACUGCCAUUCGCGGCGCUUCAUUAUCACCGACACUGGAUACAUGGGUAUUGCUCCUGAAGAAGCCGACCUUGGGGAUGAGAUAUACAUGUGUGUCGGCGCGGCAAUCCCACUUGCCCUUCGGCGCCAGCAAAGAAGCUCUGGGUCACAAGACCGGCAGCAGAGCCGCGCGACCCUGCACCGGUUGGUGGGCGAGUGUUACAUGGAGAAAAGCGCGUGGGGCGAUAUAGAGGACAUGUUAAAGUCUCGGGAGCCUCAAGGUCUUGAUAUUAUGUAGAAAAUGCAAAGUGUGCCUAUCUAUCCUUCGAUUAGACUUCAAUCACAAGGGACAAGGGGCACUGGGCUUUGCUAACUUAAUUUAUUGUUAUUAUCAACG
This is a messenger RNA of Phialemonium atrogriseum, 2203 nucleotides long. Its product is annotated as heterokaryon incompatibility protein-domain-containing protein. The coding region runs from base 158 to 2104 and encodes 648 amino acids. The record is from RefSeq and is a predicted model, not a curated record. NCBI's taxonomy places the organism in Eukaryota, Fungi, Ascomycota, Sordariomycetes, Cephalothecales, Cephalothecaceae. The transcript has a single exon.